Messenger RNA from Mesorhabditis belari, 321 nucleotides. Lineage: Eukaryota; Metazoa; Nematoda; Chromadorea; Rhabditida; Rhabditidae. The record is from the annotation of a GenBank genome assembly.
AUGAUUUUCGCAACUGUUGUUUCUGAGGGUUCGCCCAGUUUUCUCUCCUAUCCAUCGACGUCGAUUGAUUUUUUGCCGAUCUACUCACCACCGAUGAAACAUUCAAGACUGCCUGAAGCCUCUUCGAUGGGAACUCGAGAGACUCGGGAAGCUGGUUGUCAAACAGAGAAAGAUUCAUUUGACGAUCGUGCCUUAUUGCUCGCUUCUCAUCUCCUCAAAAUGUGCGAUGAUUUCGACGCAGAGUUCUUUGAACCACACCGAAAACAUUCAAAAAGACCGAAAAAAUCCGGACUUUCUCUUUUCUUCAACUUUUUCGUUUAU